Molecule: messenger RNA, 783 nt
Organism: Sardina pilchardus (European sardine)
Lineage: Eukaryota; Metazoa; Chordata; Actinopteri; Clupeiformes; Clupeidae
Product: high choriolytic enzyme 1-like
Exons: 7
Coding region: 1-783 (260 amino acids)
Biological process (GO): proteolysis
Molecular function (GO): metalloendopeptidase activity; zinc ion binding
Source: RefSeq, a predicted model, not a curated record
AUGGCUGUGUUCAAGUUCACCGUGGGUCUGUUGGCCCUGCUGCUGGUUGCCUGUGCUUGGGCUGAGGAGCUGGAGCUGUCUGUGUCUGAGCUGCUGGAGAGAGCCAACAGGGACCGCACUCCUGACUUUGACGAGCCUGAGCUGAUGGGAGACAUCGCCAUCGACUCUCCUGAGGAGAGGAACGCUGACCCCUGCACCUCCCGUGGCUGCAUGUGGCAGAAGUACAACGACGGCAAGGUCUACGUGCCCUACGUCAUCCAGAACCACUACUCUUCCCGCGAGCUGUCCAUCAUCCAGCGUGGUCUGGACUCUUUCUCCUCCAUGUCCUGCAUCCGCUUCAAGCGCCGCAGCAAUGAGAGGGACUACCUCAGCAUUGAGUCUCGCAAUGGAUGCUACUCUUACAUUGGUCGCCGUGGAAACGCACAGACCGUGUCCCUGAGCCGUUCCGGCUGCCUGUACCACAACACCGUCCAGCACGAGCUGCUCCACGCUCUGGGCUUCAACCACGAGCAGACCCGCAACGACCGUGACAACCACAUCACAGUGGUCUGGGACAACAUCAUCCAGGACAUGAAGCACAACUUCAACAAGGUCGCCACCCUGAACCAGAAUACUGGCUACGACUACAACUCUGUUAUGCAGUACCACAAGUACGCCUUCUCCAAGAACAACCGCCCCACCAUGGUGCCCAAGCCCAACAGCAACGUUGCCAUCGGCAAGGCCACCCAGAUGAGCCAGAACGACAUCAACAGGCUCAACAGGCUGUACAAGUGCUGUGAGUAG